Messenger RNA from Paramormyrops kingsleyae, 3518 nucleotides. It is a transcript of the gene slc25a19, whose product is annotated as solute carrier family 25 member 19. NCBI's taxonomy places the organism in Eukaryota, Metazoa, Chordata, Actinopteri, Osteoglossiformes, Mormyridae. The record is from RefSeq and is a predicted model, not a curated record. Gene Ontology annotation, biological process: transmembrane transport.
UCCGGGAGAAAGAACACAAAGGACAAGCCGUACUGCCACUUUGUUCGUUUUCCUGGUCGAUUCUGGACUCCGUUGUGCGUGUGAAGCAGAAACGUGACGUCACGCCGGUUUGGGGCUUCUUCGGCCAAUCAGCGGUCGCCUCUCCGGCCAAUCAUCGGCCGCCUCUGUCAACCUAGGAAGCAGCUGGCAAUCGUUUGUUGUACUUUAUUUAGCUAAAAACGGUUUAUUAGCAGUUCGUUGGUGAUCGUAUGAUAAACAGCAGGUUGUGAAGCCGCUUUCGUUGAGCAGCUGCACGCCGUUCCGGCCCGCCCAUCGGUGCGGUCAUGCUGCCAGCGUCACGCCGCUAGCCCGAGGACACAGCUACCGCCACUAGGGCGGCGACACAGCGAUGGUGGGCUAUGACCCGGAUAACCAGCGCAAGGUCUUGCCACCAGAGAAGGCGGCCUUAGCGGGGUCGCUGUCCGGCAUGGUGACCCGAGCCAUGAUCAGCCCCCUGGAUGUCAUCAAAAUCAGGUUUCAGCUUCAGAUCGAGAAGCUCUCGUCCCAGAGUAAGCAGGGGAAGUACUGGGGCCUGUGGCAGGCGUCAUGCCGCAUCCUGUCAGAAGAGGGCACCACCGCCUUCUGGAAGGGUCAUGUCCCUGCCCAGCUGCUGUCGAUCUGCUACGGGGCUGUCCAGUUUACCAGCUUCGAGCUCCUGACAGAGCUGGUGCAUAACGGCACCACCUACCACAGCCAGAUGCCAGCAGUGCACUUCGUGUGCGGGGGUCUGUCAGCCUGCUGCGCCACCGUGGCCUGCCAGCCGCUGGACACUCUGCGGACGCGCUUCGCCGCUCAGGGGGAGCCGCGGGUGUAUCGCAGUCUCCGGCAUGCGACGUCCACCAUGUACCGCAAGGGGGGCGUCCUGACUUUCUACCGCGGCCUGGCACCAACUGUGGUGGCCAUCUUCCCCUACGCCGGCCUUCAGUUCUUCUUCUACAACAUCCUGAAGGACAUCCUGUUGGUUCAGUCCAAAGAAGCCAACCCUACAGGUAGCUUCCGGAAAUUGCUGUGUGGAAGCUGUGCUGGUAUCAUCAGUAAGACCAUCACAUAUCCCUUUGACCUCAUCAAGAAGAGGCUGCAAGUCGGGGGCUUUGAAGAGGCCAGGGCCCCGUUUGGACAGGUUCGCUCUUACCAGGGAUUGGUGGACUGCAUGGUGCGGAUCGCCCGCGAGGAGGGUCCUCAGGGGUUUUUUAAGGGGCUCUCCCCCAGCUUAGUAAAAGCUGCACUAUCUACUGGAUUCACAUUCUUCUGGUAUGAGCUUUUCUGUGGCCUCUUGAGCAACCAGAAUGGGAAGCAAUGAAGUGUUGGAUUCUGGGAUAUGGGGGGGGGUGGUAGUGGGAAUAGGAAAGGGGCAGAACACUAACCUUUGGAAAGGAGGAGGGGCCUGAAUCAGGCACUCAAGAUGGACAAACCCAUGAGAGCAAUUCUCACUCCUGUCCAUCCAGUUCUAUGGGUCAAACUAUGGCAGCUUGACAGCCAGUUUACAUGCAACAGGAUGGAAUUAUGUUACGCCUGCAUCAGCAGUCUAGUGCAGGCUAGUCCUGGAAAGACGCACAACGCUUUGUACGUAGUUUACGUCUCUUCUAUCUUGUACCUUUCGGCCAGCAGGUGGGGCUGUUUUUCAGUGCAGGGCUCCUCAUGUUUUAACCAAAAUUCCUCCAUGUGGAGACUCGAUCUCUGACGCUACGGCAGAAUAUCCAGGAAGUAUGUAGCGUCUUACCAUGAACACGCGAGGCAGCUAAGUGAAAUCUCACUGAGCGAAUAUUUAAAUGUUGCAUAGGGUAUGCCUUGCUUUUUAUGCUCUGUGGCAACUUUAGAGAUGACAUACUUUUCCAAAUCUCUUUUCACAGCAUUUAUAUAUCUGCAAACUAUGAUUUGGAAGUAGGAAAGCAUGUAUUAUAUAAUCUGAUUUAUUUUUUAAUUUUCUCCUUAGAAUGUUUUAUCGAUGGUGGGGUUUUUAGACGAGACACUUGCCAGUUAAAUAUGGCUUGUGGGAAUAACUGAUGUCGUACUUGGCUAUUACUCAGAAACCAUUACUGGUUAGUGCUAAAGAUACAUUGCACGGCAAUUAACAGAGAAACCCUCCACAUUAAAGCCUUGAUUUAAAAAAAGGUUUAAACAGGUUUCACUUGAUAUAUAAUAAUAGAGCUGCUAUGAAAAUAGCUUAUCCUGAGAAAUCUACAGCAUAUCAGCCACAUUUAUUACUCUCUAUGUUAAAUGUAUUUACAGUGUGGUUGGGGAUUAAAUGUAACUGCAUAUAGAAAUCUGGAAAGUUUGGAUUUUUUUUUUUGAUUUACAAGUCAAAUGUAGGACAUUUACUCCAUGAAAUAAUCACGAUAAAGGCGACAUCGUCUGACCGAAUGUAUCUAAUUUUAAAUUUACUCCUGUCAGGGAUUUAGCUUCAGGUUUUAUUUUACAAAAUUAUAAUAAUCACUAUUUUUAUUUACAACUUAAUGCAGCAGUAGGUGGAUUUGACAGUGCAGAGGUUGGAUAUAAUGAAAACUAAUUUAAUGUUGGUAAAACAUAAUUUGCUGGUCAUUUGGUAUCUAAGAUUAUUAUGACUUAUGAUUUAAAAUAUUUAGUUUAAAGGUCCAGUGUAAUCUGGUUUUGUAAGGAUGCUGAUAAUUGUCUUAUACAGUACUGUGCAAAAGUCUUAGGCAGUAAAAGGAAGCUAUUUUUCUGGAUACUAAAAAAACACACAAUUUAACAUUCUAACCUAAUUAUAACCUGAAAAUUAAAAGUAACACAACAAAAAGUAACAAGAGCAACUUCUUUUUUCCAAGAGGUUACUGACAUCUAUAGAUGGACACGGCUUCAGUUCCCAAACCUCUCCUCAGGGGCACCUCAGCCACUCCAUGCAUUUAAGAUUCACAACCUGCUCUGUAAAUUAAGUAUCUAAAUUGCUGUUUAAAAGUCAGCGAAGUGUGCUUGUGGUUCAGUCAAAAAAUACUUUGGUGUAUUUGGCCACAAACACUGGGGUGACUAGGAGAGAAAUGGCUAAGCUGAUGCACUUUGGCAGACAAAUUUUUACACGAACAUGAAGAUAAUUUAUACAUAGCCUAAUUUGACUUCCUAAGACUUCUGCACAGUACCGUACUUCACCAAAGAAUAUAACAGAAGGAUAUUGUAACCUUUUAACAACCAGUAAUGCCCCAAAUGGCAAACUCUAUGUUUUAUAAAGUGACGACCUGACAAUUUAUCGAGUUUACACUUUUAUUUCUUUGUUACCUUUUACGGAGUGAACUCGACUUGGUCUUAAAUUUAAAACUUAAAGGCCUUAAGUAGUGUGCAGCACUAUACGGCCUUAACGCCACUAUGUUACGCGUGUGUUGCUGUGAAUGGUGCAUUGUUUUAUUUAAGAAUAUCUGGAGUACCUUGAUUUUUUUCUGGUGUAUAAUCCAACAAGGAGAAGAUGGGAGUGUUGGCACUGAAAUGUCGUGUUUUGUGUGAUAUGUUCAUUAAAAAUGUAUUUUAUUGAA